GAUAUGUAAAAAGUGAAUUAUUGCUUUGAUAAUUGUCUUUAAUAUUAAUUGAUUAUGUGAGUAAAAUAAGUAGAGAAGUAUAUAGAUAUUUUAUAUGUAGUAUUUGCCAUAUAGGUUAGACUUCAAUAUUAUCAAUUAAGGCGAUUUAUUGAUAUCUGUGUAAUACAAUGAUAGUAAAGGUUUGGAUAAUUCGGUAUUUAAAUUUAGUAGAUGUAUAAAUGUAUCAUGAUUAAGAAGGGAUGAUGUAUACUUUUAUUCAAGUUAAAUGAUAAUCCUGUAAUCAGAAAAGUUGUUGAUAAUUUAGGUAAAAAUCAAGUACUUACCUGCAUAUUUUUGAAGCUAUUAUAACAAGUUAUGUAUUACUGAGAGUGAAAUGAUUAAAUAGAAUUAUAUAAGAGAG
This is a messenger RNA of Paramecium octaurelia, 400 nucleotides long. The record is from the annotation of a GenBank genome assembly. NCBI's taxonomy places the organism in Eukaryota, Ciliophora, Oligohymenophorea, Peniculida, Parameciidae.